Messenger RNA from Phodopus roborovskii (desert hamster), 6059 nucleotides. It is a transcript of the gene Usp54, whose product is annotated as ubiquitin specific peptidase 54. Bases 119 to 4990 code for a protein of 1623 amino acids. Gene Ontology annotation, biological process: protein deubiquitination. The record is from RefSeq and is a predicted model, not a curated record. Gene Ontology annotation, molecular function: cysteine-type deubiquitinase activity. NCBI's taxonomy places the organism in Eukaryota, Metazoa, Chordata, Mammalia, Rodentia, Cricetidae. The transcript has 21 exons.
CUAAUGUGACCAAUAAUGUCUUGGAAAAGAAAUUACUUUUCAGGAAGCCUUGGUAGUGUUCAAGGGAUGUUUGCACCUCGAAGCUCGAUGUCUAUUGCCCCCAGCAAAGGCCUCAGCAAUGAGCCGGGCCAGAACAGCUGCUUCCUUAACAGUGCCCUGCAGGUUUUGUGGCACUUGGACAUCUUCCGCCGUAGCUUUCGGCAGCUUACAACUCACAAGUGCAUGGGCGACUCCUGCAUUUUCUGUGCUCUCAAGGGCAUUUUUAACCAGUUUCAGUGUAGCAGUGAGAAAGUGCUUCCUUCUGACACUCUCCGAAGUGCUCUGGCAAAGACUUUUCAGGAUGAGCAACGCUUCCAGCUGGGAAUUAUGGAUGAUGCUGCAGAGUGCUUUGAAGGUUUCUGUGUCCAUUUGGCUUUUAAGGGUAUUGCUUUUGUAUUUUUCCUGUCAGGAAAACCUCCUGAUGAGAAUUCAUUUCCACAUUGCGGAUGAAACCAAAGAGGACAUAUGUACCGCUCCACACUGCAUUUCUCACCAGAAAUUUGCAAUGACAUUGUUUGAGCAGUGUGUGUGUACUAGCUGUGGUGCUACUUCUGAUCCCCUGCCUUUCAUCCAGAUGGUGCACUACAUCUCUACUACUUCCCUGUGUAACCAGGCUAUUUGUAUGCUGGAAAAACGAGAAAAACCUUCUCCAAGUAUGUUUGGUGAACUGCUUCAGAAUGCCAGCACCAUGGGGGACCUUCGGAACUGUCCAAGUAACUGUGGGGAGAGGAUCCGGAUCCGUCGUGUAUUGAUGAACGCACCACAGAUUAUCACAAUUGGAUUGGUUUGGGACUCAGACCAUUCAGACUUGGCAGAGGAUGUCAUUCACAGUCUGGGUACCUGCCUUAAGCUGGGUGAUCUGUUUUUCAGAGUGACAGAUGAACGGGCCAAACAGUCUGAACUAUACUUAGUAGGAAUGAUCUGUUACUAUGGCAAACAUUAUUCUACAUUCUUUUUUCAAACAAAGAUCCGAAAAUGGAUGUAUUUUGAUGAUGCUCAUGUCAAAGAGAUUGGUCCAAAAUGGAAGGAUGUGGUAACCAAAUGCAUCAAAGGGCAUUAUCAGCCCUUGCUGCUGCUUUAUGCAGAUCCCCAGGGUACCCCAGUGUCUAUCCAGGACCUGCCUCCCCAAGCUCAGUUCCUGUCAUACACGAAGACAUGCUACGAUAGUGAAGAUUCAGGAAGGGAGCCUUCCAUCUCAAGUGACACUCGAACAGAUUCCUCAACGGAGAGCUAUCCCUACAAACAUUCUCACCAUGAGUCUGUGGUCAGUCACUUCUCUUCUGAUUCUCAGGGGACAGUCAUCUAUAAUGUGGAGAAUGAUUCCAUGUCUCAGAGCAGUCGAGACACAGGGCACCUGACUGAUAGUGAAUGUAAUCAGAAGCACACAUCGAAGAAAGGGUCCCUGGUAGAACGCAAGAGGAACUCUGGCCGUGUUAGGAGGAAAGGUGAUGAGUCACAGGCCUCAGGGUACCACAGUGAAGGCAAGCCAUUGAAAGAGAAGCAGGCUCCUAGGAAUGCUUCCAAAUCCAGCAGUACCAGCAGGCUAAAGGAUUUCAAAGAGACAGUCAGCAAUAUUAUCCAUAGCAGGCCUUCUUUGGCUUCUCAGACCAAUGCAGGAUCUCCCUGUGCAGGCAGGACAGGAGGCCUGCAGGACAAGACACCACCAAGGAAUUUGCCUUUACACUCUCGGGACUGGGAAACUGAGAGUACUAGUAGUGAGGCAAAAUACAGUUCUUCCAGCAAGUACCGUCCAACAUGGAGACCCAAACGAGAGUCACUGAAUAUUGACAGCAUUUUUAGUAAGGACAAAAGGAAGCAUUAUGGCUACACUCAGCUUAGGACCUUUUCUGAAGAUUCAGCUAAAGAAUUUACACCAGAUGAAAUAAGCAAGCCAUCUUCUUAUGACAUUAAAGCUGGUGGACCAAGCUCACAGCAUAAACCCUGGGGCCCAGCCCGGCCAGGAGCUCAUCUUUUAGAGCAGCAUCCACGCCUAAUCCAGCGGAUGGAAUCUGGUUAUGAGAGUAGUGAGAGGAACAGCAGCAGCCCUGUCAGCUUGGAUGCAGCCCCUCCUGAGAGCUUGAAUGUCUACAGGGAUCAAAGCACAAAGAGACCAGGGUUUGUCCCUUCUUGGCAUCAUAUCCCGAAGUCUCACAGCAGUAGCAUCCUGGAGGUAGACUCCACAGCAUCCAUGACUGGCUGGACAAAGACUCAGCCUCUCUCAGGUGGGGAGAUCACCUCUAAAAGUGAACUGGAUGAACUACAAGAAGAAGUGGCCAGGCGGGCCCAGGAACAGGAACUCCGAAAGAAACGGGAGAAGGAAUUAGAGGCUGCUAAAGGAUUUAACCCUCAUCCCAGUAGAUACAUGGACUUGGAUGAACUACAGAACCAGGGGAGGUGUGACGGCUUUGAAAGGUCCUUACAAGAGGCAAAUUCAGUAUUUGAAGAGUCACUGCAUCUGGAACAAAAGGGAAACUGUACUGCAGCUUUGGCUCUCUGUAACGAAGCUAUCUCUAAACUAAGACUUACCCUGCAUGGUGCCAGCUCUAGCACGCACAGCAGAGCCCUAGUCGAUAAGAAGUUGCAAAUCAGUAUUCGAAAAGCACGAAGCCUGCAGGAUCGCAUGCAGCAGCAAGCAUCAUCGCAGCAGCCGGUGCAGCCCUCAGCCUCUCUCCCACCACAGGGGGGCGCCCUCCCUCAGCUGACAAGUGAGCAGCCUAUACCGCUCCAAGUAUUGUUAAGCCAGGAGGCACAGCUGGAAUCCUGCAAGGAUACAGAGUUUGGGGCCAGUUCUUCUUUCUUCCACUCACCUGCUUCCUGCCAUGAGUCACACUCAUCACUCACCUCAGAGUCACCUGUUUUAUAUGGUUCACAACACAAUUCCCCUAGCAGAUCUCUGAAGCUUCUGACAUCAUUUGAAGUGGACAGAAUUAAUCCCUCUGUAUUCCACAGGCAGGAUUUACCUAAAACAACAGGUAGAGUUGAGAUGAAUUCUCAGUAUGAAUGUCUGCCAUUGGAUGCCCUUAAAGAUAAGUUACAAGUACACAGGGAGGAAAAUAGCACCUGCAGCAUGUUCCCACCACAGGAAGGAAGGGACAUAGUUCAAGAUCUGCUGUUCGAAGAAAAGAACAAUCCUGUUGACAUAUCCAUGGUGAUGCCUUGGUCACAUUCAACAGAAGCCACUUCUGAGAAAGUUAUACAUAGCCUAAAUAGUCCUUCAGGUUCAUCAGCUCAGCCUAGUGUUCCUCCUUACAGGGCCCAGCACCCCAUAAUGUCUACUGCUACUUCACUUGAGCUCCAUGCUACUGAUCCCAUGCAGAAACGUAACCAACAUCUUCAAACCCAAAGACUCCAAACUUCAUUGACUUCAAAAGUGGUCAGAGGCAGUGAGGAGCCUUAUAGGCCAGAGUUCCCCAGUACAAAAGGACUUGUCCGUUCAUUGGCAGAGCAGUUCCAGAAGAUGCAGAAUACCUCCAUGAGCGAUGUUACAGGUUCCCAGGAUCGAAAUUUGCCAAAUGGUCUAAGGAAGAACUCUUCUUCUGACUUUAUACCUCCAUUACUCCAGGGUUCAGGGAAAGACCAUUGUUGCUGGGUAAAACCGCAACCGUCAAUAGAUGGCAGGGAAAGACUGCCCUCUUGGGAAGGUCCUGCUGAUAAUCCUCUUGCUGUGGACUCUGGGCUUCCCAAUGGGAAAACCACUGGAAGAGGACAGCCCAGGUUGGCUGAGCCAAAUAUAUACCAAGGAAAGCUACCCCAAGUGACAGAGACUAGGCCUCAGGAGCUGCAUAGCAGAGUCAACUUGGGAACAUCUUUGCCUUUGGAUUCCUGGGUAAAUGUCACAAGGCUCUGUGAUUCUCAGGUUACACACAGGGGCCCUGGGCCGGGAGUCAAGUCCUCCUCCCAUGACUCCCAUAAAUGUGUAACCUAUCCAGAAAGAAAUCACAUCCUUUUGCAUCCACACUGGAACCAAGACACAGAGCAGGAGACCUCUGAAUUGGAGUCACUCUACCAAGCCAGUCUUCAGGCCUCUCCAACUGGCUGUUCUGAAUGGAGGUCACAGAAUGUGGCUUGGCAGCCACUUAACCAAACAGACUUUGCAGAUGGCAUGGGGAGGAGACUGCACUCAGCCCCUGGUCUUGAUCUCUCAAAGACUCCAACAGCAGAGAUGGAGCAUUUUCUUCAUGGACCGAGCACAGCGCCUGUCUCUCAGGAUUCAUCAAAUGUGAGGAGAAAGACUUUGGAAACCCGGCACCAUUGUUCGAGCUCCUCCUCCCUCCCUGUCAUCCAUGACCCUCCUGUAUUGCUCCUUGAUCCUAAACUCUACCCUCCCCAACCACAGUUCCUGCCCCUUGAUGUUCUGAUGCCCAGCAUGGCAGGGGAGCCCUAUAGACCCCCAGGAACUUCGAGACAUGUCCAACAGUUUCUGGCUAUGUGUGACAGGGAUGAAACUCCCCAAGGGGUCAAGUACACAGGAAGGACUUUGAACUACCGAAGUCUACCCCAUCGUUCCAGAAUUGAUGCUUCCUGGGGACUGGGGUCAGAGAUGAAUCAGCAUGUUGGGACCAGAGCCCUAACUAAGUCAGCAUGCAAGACUCAGCUAACCUACACUGCCACGCUACCAGAACAAAGCCAGGGCCUUCAGGCUCCUCAUGCCCAGUCCUCCGGGAGUAUUUUCCAUUCACCCUCCCAUCCUCCUGCUGUUUACCCAGUGUCCCCACCGCCCAGCAGUCUUCAUUUACUCCUUGGGUCCGCUUGGAAUUCAGGUCCUGUUCUGGGGUCCCGAACACCUGGCCCUCGAAGAAUAGAUAUGCCUCCAGAUGAUGACUGGAGACAGGGCAGGUAUCCCUCCCAGUUCAGGCAUAGGAGGACUGGAGAGGAGAGAAUUAUGUUUAUUCUAUCCAAUGCCCCUGGAGGAGAUUUUUACAGCACAGUAGGUGGUAAGGAUCACCCCUAGCCUUUCCUGGAGCAACACCUUUCUCUAUGAAACUACAGUGGCAAAGUUGAUACCUUGCAUCCUGCCAGUUAUGCUAUAAUCAUCUCAAUGUAGAAUUGGCAGUUUCUGUCCACAUGCCUAUAAUCACUGCAAUUGGGAGAUAGAGGCAGGAGAAUCAGCAGUUCCAAGCCAGAGACUCUGGGCUAAAAGAGACUGUGCUUUACAAAACAGAAUCACCACAACAGAAGAAUUGUUGGCUUUUUACUAAGGGUGUUUGCUUCUUUGAGAGGGAAUAUUUGAAAUUCCAGCUUUAGAGCUGGGACUGUAGCUCAGUUGGUAGAGUGUUUUCCUAACAUGCAGAAAGUCUAGGGUUAGAUCCUUAGCACCAUGUAAAACUGGGCAUGGUGGUGCACACCUGUAACCCUAACAAUUGAGAGGGAGGCAGGCAGGAGGAUCAGAAGUUCAGUUCAGGUUCAUCCUUGGCUACAUAGUGAGUUCUAGGCUAGUCUGGUCUGGGCCAUAUUAAAUCCUAUGGGGCAAAAAAAAAAAAAAAAAAAAAAAAAAAGAAAAGAAAACUUACACUUUGGUUUCUCUGUCAAAAGCAGCUGAUGCUUAGAGCUUUAUUUGAGCCACUUCAAAGUUGAACCUAUUUUAUUGCUCUGUGCUCUGGACAUUGUUUUAUUCUUUGUUACUGUUAUGCUCCAUCUCCAGCUGAGCCUUCAUCUUUUGGUUCCUACUAUAUUCUCUACUUUGACUACUUAGUUAUUAUCUGGACUCUUCCUUAUCUCUGUAGUCAUGAUUCUGACCAAAUCCUUAUGGGAAGCCCAACUGCCAGGUAUUAUGGCUGUCACCCUUCCUUGUGACUCAGCCUUUAGGCCCAGAACAUGGAGCUGCCAAUAUAGUAUUUGCCCUUCUGAACAGAUGGAGUUGGGCUCACUAACACACCCUCCUAUCCUCAGCAGCAGAGCCAUUACUAUCAUUUGCUCAGUCACUGUUAUAAAUUCAGAGUCAGCUAAACUAUUUUAGGGCAAAGCAUACUGUUUUUGUAAAGUAUUUUUCAUUAAUAAAUCUAUAAGAUAGUUCUAUUUAA